Molecule: messenger RNA, 1098 nt
Organism: Galendromus occidentalis (western predatory mite)
Lineage: Eukaryota; Metazoa; Arthropoda; Arachnida; Mesostigmata; Phytoseiidae
Product: cell growth-regulating nucleolar protein
Exons: 6
Coding region: 112-1098 (328 amino acids)
Biological process (GO): rRNA processing; negative regulation of transcription by RNA polymerase II
Cellular component (GO): nucleolus
Molecular function (GO): DNA binding
Source: RefSeq, a predicted model, not a curated record
GAGUGCAGCGCGGAAAAGAGUCGUCGGAGUCCCUUUGCCUGAUAUCCCCUCGUACGAAUAGCGGUCCCGUCCACUGCGUUGGCGUGAUUAUAGCCAUUGGGCGAACCCAAGAUGGUGGUCUUCAGUUGUGAUGCUUGUGGGGAAUCACUCCGGAAGAAAGACGUCCAGAAACACUAUCAAUUCAAUUGCCGUCGCUGCGAAAGCCUCACGUGUGUAGAUUGUAAGAAACAGUUCUGGGGCGAUGAAUAUAACGCUCACACGCAAUGCGUAACGGACGAAGACUUCAAAUACGGGCUCGUGGGCGAGCACAAGUGCGAUAAGGGACAAAAAAAACAGGACUUGUGGAUUUCGAACAUAGACGACCUGCUCGCGGACCGCGGCACUGAUAAACGAUUUACGCCCGUUUUCAUCGAAAUGCGGAAAUUCGAGAACGUCCCCCGUAAGAAGAAACCGUUUCUGAACUGGAGCAAGUGCACGAUGAAGCGAUUUCCUUACAAAGUUGUAGAGGAGGCUUUCGAUUUAUUGCUGGAGAGCCACGCGAAGAAAUUAAAGGCUCUUAACGACGCUCCUAAUGGAAACAAUUCGAAGGGUGGCAAGGAUUCUACCACGCCUCUGGCCGCUGAAAACGGUAAAUCAUCCGCGAGGGGCGAUGAAGAGACCAAUGUGACCUCGAAAGCGAAGAAGAAGCGCAUGGCUUCGGAGAAUGAAGAAGAUGUAGAUGAGCCGCGGCCAAAGAAGAAGAAGAAGAAACUCGAGAAGGAAACAUCUGAAGAGUUGCAACAAGACACGGUGAUCUCAGAAGGAGCCGUCGAGAAGAGAAAUAAGAAGUUCAAGCUUGAAAAAAGCGUCGCGAGAGUUCUCCUGGAGAAAAACGGCGCAAUCAAAAUGAAGAAACUCAUCAGAAAGGUGACAGCUCUGUACACAGAGUAUUGCGAAGAGAACGGGCAUUCGAAGGCUUGGGACGUCGAUGAAAUCUCGAGCAGAGUCGAGAAACUCCUCUCGAAGAACGAGUGUUUCCAGAGCACCGACGGAUGUGUACAGCUAACAGAGAGUGGCAUCGCCAAGUUCUCUGCAGGGAGAGUCGCGCCGAGCGCCUAG